UUCUGUUUAUAUUAUUACACUGUAUCUGUACACCAGAUCGUCUGAAUUAGAAUAUAUCAGAAAACCUUAGUGAGUUAGUAGUUAUCUAGCUAACUGUAACAAAGAAUAAAGUGAACUGCGUUUUUCUAGCUUUAGAUAUUAAACAUGGGCUCCAAAAAAUAUAAAAACACGCCACAUAAAAGUUUUCACGUUUAUUCAGCAUACGGCAAAGAUUAAAGGAUAUUUAUGAGAUUUGUUACAGCUUUGUGUAGCCUGUUUAUCUAGCUGUAAUGUCCAGUAGAUAACAAACGUGUUGGACGUGUGACUGUCCACGUUAGCCAUGGUGUGUUAGCUAUCAUGUAGCGGGUGUAUAAGUCACAUGACUUAAUACUAGCGGGUGUAUAAGUCACAUGACUUAAUACUAGCGGGUGUAUAAGCCACAUGACUUGAUACUAGCGGGUGUAUAAGCUACAUGACUCAAUACUAGCGGGUGUAUAAGCUACAUGACUUAAUACUAGCGGGUGUAUAAGCCACAUGACUUGAUACUAGCGGGUGUAUAAGCCACAUGACUUGAUACUAGCGGGUGUAUAAGCCACAUGACUUGAUACUAGCGGGUGUAUAAGCUACAUGACUCAAUACUAGCGGGUGUAUAAGCUACAUGACUCAAUACUAGCGGGUGUAUAAGCUACAUGACUCAAUACUAGCGGGUGUAUAAGCUACAUGACUCGAUACUAGCGGGUGUAUAAGCUACAUGACUCGAUAUUAGCGGGUGUAUAAGCUACAUGACUCGAUACUAGCGGGUGUAUAAGCUACAUGACUCAAUACUAGCGGGUGUCACGUGACUUGAUAUUAGCGGGUGUAUAAGCUACAUGACUCAAUACUAGCGGGUGUAUAAGCUACAUGACUCUAUACUAGCGGGUGUAUAAGCUACAUGACUCAAUACUAGCGGGUGUCAUAUGACUUGAUACUAGCGGGUGUAUAAGCUACAUGACUCGAUACUAGCGGAUGUCACAUGACUCGAUACUAGCGGGUGUAUAAGCUAUAUGACUCGGUACUAGCGGGUGUAUAAGCUACGUGACUCGGUGCUAGCGGGUGUAUAAGCUACAUGACUCGAUACUAGCGGGUGUCAGUCAUUUUAUGGACACGCCCCCUUUUCAACCUGAAUUCAACAAGAGCACAGCCAUAUAAUUCUCUUGUCCUUAGCAGUUGGUACGAAAUCUGGAUACAAGUUUUUCUCUUUGUCAUCGGUUGACAAAUUGGAGCAGAUUUACGAAUGUACUGACACGGAAGAUGUCUGUAUCGUGGAAAGACUGUUUUCCAGUAGCCUCGUUGCUAUCGUGAGCCUUAAGGCACCUCGGAAACUCAAAGUGUGCCAUUUUAAGAAGGGAACCGAGAUCUGUAACUACAGCUACUCGAACACUAUACUGGCUGUCAAACUGAACAGACAGAGGUUGAUAGUAUGUCUGGAGGAAUCACUUUAUAUCCACAACAUCAGGGAUAUGAAAGUACUGCAUACGAUUCGAGAGACUCCUCCCAAUCCUUCAGGAUUGUGCGCACUUUCAAUCAGCAACGAUAACUGCUACCUGGCAUAUCCCGGAAGCGCAACGAUAGGUGAAGUGCAGGUCUUUGACACUGUUAAUCUGAGGGCCGCUAACAUGAUCCCGGCUCACGACAGCCCGUUAGCAGCGCUCGCUUUUGACGCUAGUGGAACGAAACUCGCCACAGCCUCCGAGAAGGGAACCGUCAUUCGCGUGUUCUCCAUUCCAGAGGGCCAGAAGCUGUUUGAGUUCAGGAGGGGAGUGAAGAGAUGUGUGAGUAUCUGCUCCCUGGCUUUCAGCAUGGAAGGACUUUAUCUUUCUGCCUCUAGCAACACAGAGACGGUUCAUAUCUUUAAGCUGGAGACACAGAGAGAAAAGCCACAGGAGGAACCCACGACUUGGACAGGAUACUUUGGGAAAGUCCUGAUGGCCUCCACUACGUACCUGCCGGCUCAGGUGUCUGAGAUGUUCACACAAGGUCGCGCCUUCGCUACGGUCAGACUGCCGUUUUCGGGACACAAGAACAUCUGCGCUCUAGCCAUAAUCCAGAAGAUUCCACGUCUCUUGGUGGCGGCUUCGGACGGCUACCUUUACCUGUAUAACCUGGACCCACAGGAGGGAGGAGAAUGCACACUGAUGAAGCAGCACAAGUUAGAUGGAAGCGCCGAACCUGCAAAUGAGAUUCUAGAGCAGACGUCCCAUGACCGCCCACUAGUGGCCCAGACCUACAGCACUGCCAUCGCCAAAGGUUACUCUGAGGAUCAGGGUGCAGUGGGUGGAGCUGGCGUGGAGGACGACAUGAACGCCCUGCACCUGGACGAAGAAAACGAGCAGCCUCCAUUAAUCUUGGAGACAGACUGAGGUCUCUAACUUCAACACAUUCCUGCCCACGUGGCAGGAAACAAAUAAUGGAGUUACAUUUCAGAGGGGGUGCUUUUCCUCCUCCUCUGGCGCUGCUAAGAGAAAGGGGUUAAGAAGAGAGAGGGCAUUUUUUUCGAAGCAAGCGUAGCUGUAGCCUUCUUGUCUGUUAUCUAUAGAUGUUUCGUUGUCCCGUUCCCCCUUUUGUGGCUUUUUAAACUUGGUGAACUUUCAUGCCCAGACUACACUUUCUUAUAAUACUAAAGCAGAUGUCCGAGUUGCAGCCAUCACGUUUGGUAGCUUUGCAUGUACGUGUGCCAAGUGCAAGAAAACUCUUGCUCUUCUGUUCCUGGUUCUGACGUGUUCAGUGGACGUUCUCCUCUCGAGCCUUGACCUAUGCUUUAAAGCGUGCGAGUGCACAAUUGCGUGUGCGUUUCUUUUCUUAAACAGAAGAUAGCUAACUUGAUAUGCCUGCUGCAACACUACUGUGCAAUGUUGGUUUCUUUCCCCCUCGUUGUGUCAGAAAUGUGGAGCGACAUGUCUCUCACGUGUCGCUGUUUUUUGUUUUUGUUUUUGUGCCGAAAUCUGAAUAUCGUAACGUUUAUAUGAUGCCUUCAUGUUACUUUGCCAGCUUAAAGAUUUAUUAAGAUGACACUGACAGUCCAAAAGUAUUCGUCACUUCAUCUGGUCAUCAGGAUCAUUUUUAGUUUUGGACGAAGCUGCACCUUGUUUAUUUUCUUGACCAAUCUCCCCAAUACUUUAUGGACCAUUUGGUUAUCCAGUCGUACGGAUGAAGGUUACCGUCGGGAAAGGCAUCGUCCUUUUCCCCCGCUCCUCUUCCCCUUUCACUUCUUCCCCUGAUAUAUAUAUUUCAGAAUUUUAUGCGCCACUAAGACUUUAUAAAGCAUCAGCCAUAUCAUUUGGAGUGGAAACGAUGUGUUCGUUCGGGUAGAUGUUGGUGUGCAAACACUGCCCUGUGAUGUUUAUGUAAUAAACUGCCAGGCUUGUCUGGUUUUCAGUUUAA
Messenger RNA from Tachysurus fulvidraco (yellow catfish), 3399 nucleotides. It is a transcript of the gene wipi2, whose product is annotated as WD repeat domain, phosphoinositide interacting 2. Lineage: Eukaryota; Metazoa; Chordata; Actinopteri; Siluriformes; Bagridae. The transcript is spliced from 12 exons. Gene Ontology annotation, molecular function: phosphatidylinositol-3,5-bisphosphate binding; protein binding; phosphatidylinositol-3-phosphate binding. Gene Ontology annotation, cellular component: phagophore assembly site membrane; extrinsic component of membrane; cytosol. Gene Ontology annotation, biological process: protein lipidation; nucleophagy; protein localization to phagophore assembly site. The coding region runs from base 1479 to 2378 and encodes 299 amino acids. The record is from RefSeq and is a predicted model, not a curated record.